Molecule: messenger RNA, 1799 nt
Organism: Cuculus canorus (common cuckoo)
Lineage: Eukaryota; Metazoa; Chordata; Aves; Cuculiformes; Cuculidae
Product: probable UDP-sugar transporter protein SLC35A4
Exons: 1
Coding region: 1-948 (315 amino acids)
Biological process (GO): pyrimidine nucleotide-sugar transmembrane transport
Cellular component (GO): Golgi membrane
Molecular function (GO): pyrimidine nucleotide-sugar transmembrane transporter activity
Source: RefSeq, a predicted model, not a curated record
AUGGUGCUGUUUGGUGACACUGCUGGCUCUGCCACCCGGCUGCUCCGGAGGGGGCUGUGGGCACUGAUGCUGGUCUUGUCUGUAGCCAUCUACGGCUCCCACGCUCCCCUCCUCACCCUCUGCAAGGUUGACGGGGCGAUCCCCUUCAGUUCCACGUCCGUCGUGAUCCUUGUUGAGCUGACAAAACUGCUGCUUUCCCUGCUGUCCCUGCUGACCUGGAACCCAGAGCUGCAGAGAGCCACCGUGUCCUGGCGCCACGUUGUCCCUUUUGCCCUGUCAGCCCUGCUCUACGCUGCCAACAACAACCUGGUGGUCCACAUGCAGCUUUUCAUGGAUCCCAGCACUUUCCAGGUCCUGAGUAACUUAAAGAUAGUCAGCACCGCGCUCCUCUACAGCUUCUUCCUGCACCAGAGACUCCGCACAUGCCAGUGGCUGGCGCUCUUCCUGCUGGUGGCUGCCGGAGUGAGCUACAGCUGGGGUGGCCUGUGGGAGCCCGGCAGCCCCUCCGGAAUGCAGCUGCACAUCACUCUACCGGGCUUGUUCCUGAUCUCGGUGUACUGCCUGAUCUCAGGGUUGUCCGCUGUCUACACAGAAGCCAUCCUGAAAACCCAGCCUCUGCCUCUCAGCCUUCAGAACCUCUUCCUUUAUUUCUUUGGAGUCCUGCUCAACCUGAUCGGCUCCUUAUGGAGCAGCACAGAGGCUGGGUUCCUGGAGGGUUUUUCCUUCUGGGUGCUAGUGGUUGUGGUCAGCCAGGCUGUCAACGGUUUGAUCACAUCAGUGGUGAUGAAGCACAGCACUAACAUCACCAGGCUCUUCAUCAUCUCCUGCUCAAUCCUGGUCAACGCCCUCCUCUCUGUCACCCUCUUCAGUCUCCAGCUCACCUCCCUCUUCUUCCUCGCCGUCUUGUGCAUCGGCCUCGCUGUUCACUUGUACUACGGGGCGAUGUAGCCGCACUCUGCAUGUGCCAGGGUGUCUGUCUGUCAUUCUUCAGGGAUUGUUCAGUGCUCGUGCUGGCAAUGGAAGCACAGUGGCAGGGAAUUGUGACUUCUGGGUGUGUGCAAAACUGGCAAGGUACUCCUGGAGGACGAGAGUGCUCUCUCCUUGUUCCCAGUGGGGGCGCUGGGCCCCGCUCCAUGGGACGGCCCCAACCUCGAGGAUUGAUCCUGAUGUGCUAUUUCGCCUUCUCAAGCAGCUUUUCCCACACCAAAGAGCAUGCCCGGUUCCUUUGCCUGUCCCCAUUCCCGCAGCAGCCAGAUCGGCUCCACAUGCCGGCAGCCCCGCUCCCGGUCACUGCCUGGCUUCCUGUGCUCCGACACUGUUUCAGCUGUGGGUGAAGCUUCCCUGUGCCAGCAGGGCUAAAUCUGAUGUCCCCAGCUGCUCCCAGCCCUCGGCUUCAGGGGACAUUCGCCACUGUGGGAGGCAGCCCCACUCACUGCCUGCCCCAAGCCCCUGGGGAGGUGGGAAGAGUGUUUCUCCUUCUGGGUCUGUAGUGCUGCUGCCCGGAGAACCUCGUGCCGCAGCCAGAGGAAUUUCUCCUAUCUCUCCCUCUGGUUUUCCAGCCCUCGCCCCAGCCUCUGGCUGAAGGGCUCCUGUCCUUAGGCCCAGUUUCCCCUUCUCUGGCAUGGUGUGGUUCCAUGCGGAGCAGAUGGGGAGUGGAGAGAUGUGGGAUCUGUUUUGCCUGCUGCCCAAAAGGGGCCAAGCACCUGGAUUUGUCCUAGUGCUGCGGCUGGUGAGUACCUGGCAGGUGGAAGCCGCUGCAGGCUCGCACCAGGGUUAUUAAAGCUGCGGUUCCACAGCAC